GUCUCUUUCAACUUGUUCUUGAUUCAUUCAUAAUUUUGAUUCACAUGGCUAAUAGAGCUGAUGAACUUUUACAUUAAUGGUAACAGAAUAGUGCUAAGUACUGAUAACUUUUUGUUCUCUCCACCUUCUCUUCCAUCCUUAGUUUCAGGCACAUUUGUAUGGUGCUAGAAAUCUGUGUGCAGGAUCACAAAGAAAGUGAAAAAAACUUCAACAUUCAAAGUCUUCAUGCAAAGUAGAUCAUGGCUUCUAGAAUUCUUUCCACUCUGCAGAAUGUGUCUUCUUCUUCUUCUUUUGUCUCAACCACUAAACGUUGCUUAGGCCUAUGUUGUCUCCGGCAUAGAAGUUUAAGUGGAACUGGUGCUUCUGCUGCUGCUGAUAUAGAGCCUAGCAAACCACCAGUGCAAAUUGAGCAUAAUCAGCUUCUGAUCGAUGGACUGUUUGUUGAUGCAGCUUCUGGAAAAACUUUUCCAACCAAUGAUCCUAGGACUGGAGAUACAAUUGCCAAUGUAGCCGAAGCGGAUGUUGAAGAUGUAAAUCGUGCUGUACGUGCUGCUCGCAAGGCUUUUGAUGAGGGACCAUGGCCAAAAAUGACAGCUUAUGAAAGAUCACAAAUAAUUUUUCGUUGUGCUGAUAUAUUGGAGAAACACAAUGAUGAAGUUGCAGCAAUUGAAACAUGGGAUAAUGGUAAGCCUUAUGAACAGGCUGCAAAUGUUGAAAUACCUAUGGUGGUACGCUUGUUCCGAUAUUAUGCAGGUUGGGCGGAUAAAAUUCAUGGUUUAACAGUUCCAGCUGAUGAGCCAUACCAUGUUCAAACCUUGCAUGAACCUAUUGGAGUAGCAGGGCAGAUUGUUCCUUGGAAUUUCCCACUUCUUAUUUUUUCAUGGAAGGUUGCACCUGCAUUAGCUUGUGGUAAUACAGUUGUAAUGAAAACUGCAGAACAGACACCCCUUUCUGCCAUUUAUGUGUCAAAGCUAUUUCAUGAGGCAGGACUUCCUCCUGGAGUUCUGAAUGUUAUCAGUGGCUUUGGUCCUACUGCUGGGGCAGCUCUGUGUACUCAUAUGGAUGUUGACAAGCUUGCUUUCACAGGAUCCUCUCAGACCGGUAGACGGGUAUUAGAACUCUCAGCACGCAGUAACCUGAAGCCUGUAACUCUGGAGCUGGGUGGAAAAUCUCCAUUCAUUGUCUGCAAGGAUGCUGAUAUCGAUGCAGCUGUUGAGGCAGCACAUUCUGCAUUAUUCUUUAAUCAGGGGCAAUGUUGUUGUGCUGGUUCUCGUACAUUUGUUCAUGAAAGCAUAUAUGAUGAAUUUGUGGAAAAGGCUAAAGCUCGUGCUACUAAACGUGUUGUUGGAGACCCUUUCAAAAGUGGGGUUGAGCAAGGUCCUCAGAUUGAUUUUGCACAAUUCGAGAAGAUCAUGAAAUACAUAAGAUCAGGCAUUGAAAGUGGUGCUAAACUGGAAUCUGGUGGUCAAAGAGUUGGCUCGAAAGGCUACUACAUCGAACCAACUGUUUUCUCAAAUGUUCAGGACGACAUGUUGAUAGCAAAAGAUGAGAUAUUCGGUCCGGUACAAUCUAUCCUGAAAUUCAAGGAUCUAGAGGAGGUGAUAAGAAGGGCCAAUGCAACUCAUUAUGGCCUGGCUGCUGGAGUUUAUACUCAGAAUACAGACACUGCCAAUACCUUGAUGCGGGCAUUGCGAGUUGGAACAGUAUGGAUCAACUGCUAUGAUGUCUUUGAUGCAGCAAUACCUUUUGGUGGAUAUAAAAUGAGUGGUCAAGGGAGAGUAAGGGGAAUCUACAGCCUUAGAAGCUACCUUCAAGUUAAAGCUUCUGUCACUCCUUUGAAGAAUCCUGCAUGGCUCUAGUUUUAACAGAUGUUAGCAACAAAGCAAACCUUCCCCUGAGCAGCAUUACAACCAAAAGCAAACCGAGACAAACUGCCAGUGACCUUGACACUUCAUGACUAAAGUUCACAUGCCCAUGUAUGUCAAUAAAAUUCAGGGAAAUUUUCGUGACUCCUUUCUAUAAAUACAAUCAUCACCAUCUGUGCUUAUAGAACA
Vigna umbellata (rice bean) is the source of this 2054-nucleotide messenger RNA. RefSeq names its product benzaldehyde dehydrogenase, mitochondrial-like. Gene Ontology annotation, molecular function: oxidoreductase activity, acting on the aldehyde or oxo group of donors, NAD or NADP as acceptor. The record is from RefSeq and is a predicted model, not a curated record. NCBI's taxonomy places the organism in Eukaryota, Viridiplantae, Streptophyta, Magnoliopsida, Fabales, Fabaceae.